Messenger RNA from Phycodurus eques (leafy seadragon), 784 nucleotides. RefSeq names its product L-rhamnose-binding lectin SML-like. Gene Ontology annotation, molecular function: carbohydrate binding. The transcript is spliced from 9 exons. Bases 17 to 703 code for a protein of 228 amino acids. Lineage: Eukaryota; Metazoa; Chordata; Actinopteri; Syngnathiformes; Syngnathidae. The record is from RefSeq and is a predicted model, not a curated record.
GGUUCGUGUGUGGAACAUGGCCUCCCGCUUCAGACUCGGCUCAGCACUGUUGCUGACCGCAAUGUGUUUGGUCCUCUCAGCAGUUGUCGAUUGUGCUUCGCAAGUGACUACCUGUGAUUUUAACCAUUGGCAAGUCCAUCGGCUAUAUUGUGGACAUGGUGUGAUCAGCGUGAGGCAGGCUUUGUAUGGCCGGUCAAGCUCGCUGGUCUGCAGUGAAGGAAGACCUCCACAGGAGCUGGCUAACACACUGUGCGCUCAACGAGACACUGUUGAAAGACUCGGGACAAUUUGCAAUGGCAAGAAAUCGUGUGAGGUGAUCGUGGAAGAGUUCCGCACUCCCGAUCCCUGUGCUGGCACCUUCAAAUAUUUGCAGACCAACUUCACCUGUGUGCCAGCGUUUAGGGUGGUGGCGUGUGAGUCGUCAGUGGCACGUUUGUAUUGUGAUUGGGGACGUGUCAUUUUUGUCUACGGGGCUGACUAUGGACGCCGUGACCGGACCACGUGUACAUACAGAAGGUCUCAAUAUGAGAUAGAUAAUGUCGAAUGCCGGCGCCCAACUGACAUUGUCGCCAGCAGGUGCAAUGGAAAAAACCCCUGUACGAUCACAGCCAGCAACGCAGUGUUUGGAGACCCUUGUAAAGGCACCUACAAGUACUUGGAGGUUGCUUACACAUGUAGAUAUCCGGGGGAUUAUCCCUACUAGCUCAAACUGGUAGAGUCCUGCUGUAUCUGGGUCAUACAGCAACUACAGAAGGACACGGUUGUACAAUGCUGCUUAUUUAAA